Messenger RNA from Tarenaya hassleriana, 585 nucleotides. Its product is annotated as UDP-glycosyltransferase 72B1-like. The record is from RefSeq and is a predicted model, not a curated record. Gene Ontology annotation, molecular function: UDP-glycosyltransferase activity. Lineage: Eukaryota; Viridiplantae; Streptophyta; Magnoliopsida; Brassicales; Cleomaceae. The annotation marks the transcript as partial. The transcript has a single exon.
AACGCUAUAAAAUCCAUCCAAGAACCAGCUCCCGAUAAGCCAACUAUUUACCCGGUCGGACCGUUGGUUAACAUGGGUUCGUCGGACCCUAACCGGACCGACGAGUCAGAAUGUCUAAAAUGGCUGGAUAACCAACCGCUCGCUUCGGUUUUAUACAUCUCAUUCGGAAGCGGAGGAACACUCACUUGCGAACAGCUCAACGAACUGGCUCUUGGUCUAGAGAAGAGCGUUCAACGUUUCUUGUGGGUUAUACGGAGUCCAAGUAGUUCGGCAAACUCGUCCUUUUUCGAUUCACAUAACCAAAAUGACCCCUUGUCAUUUUUGCCGACCGGAUUCUUGGGCCGGACCAGAGACAGGGGUAUGGUGGUCCCUUCAUGGGCCCCACAAGUCCAAAUACUGGCCCACCCAUCUACGGGCGGAUUCUUGACGCACUGCGGAUGGAACUCGACACUAGAAAGCGUAGUGAACGGUGUGCCGCUCAUAGCAUGGCCGUUGUACGCAGAGCAGAAGAUGAACGCUUUGUUGCUGACGGAUGAAAUCAAAGUGGCAUUGAGGCCUCGGCCGAGAAGCGAUGGGAUAACAGGG